This is a messenger RNA of Protopolystoma xenopodis, 414 nucleotides long. The record is from the annotation of a GenBank genome assembly. NCBI's taxonomy places the organism in Eukaryota, Metazoa, Platyhelminthes, Monogenea, Polystomatidea, Polystomatidae.
GGUCGGCCUAUUGACGGAUUCCGAUUGGCUGAGGCAACAUAUACAACUGUCUAUACACGCCUCGGUCUACAAUACCAGACUCCUGAAGCUUUUUUUGCUGAUGGACGAUAUCGAUCACUCGGCUACAUGCGUCCCUUGGCUAUCUGGAGUAUCCAGCAUGUUCUCUCUAAUCUGCCUCAUCGUCUACACAUUCCUUCCUCACUCUCCGUAGCCUCAUUCCCCAUAUCCGUCCUCCCUAAUCGCGCCGAAUACCAGUCUGACGAAAACCACUCUGAGAAAUCAACGUUGAUAGGAAUUUUUAGGAAAUCCAGCUCGCAUCAGACCAAGGUGACGUCGCAUCUGGACACAAGGACGGUAGUUACUUCGUAUUUUCCUGCUGACGAGUCUUCUGUUGCUCUGACCUCCAAAGUUUAA